Messenger RNA from Myotis lucifugus (little brown bat), 780 nucleotides. RefSeq names its product proopiomelanocortin (gene POMC). Gene Ontology annotation, cellular component: extracellular region. NCBI's taxonomy places the organism in Eukaryota, Metazoa, Chordata, Mammalia, Chiroptera, Vespertilionidae. The transcript has a single exon. Gene Ontology annotation, molecular function: hormone activity. Bases 1 to 732 code for a protein of 243 amino acids. The record is from RefSeq and is a predicted model, not a curated record.
AUGCGCAGCACGGAGGGCGCAGGCGCAGUGCAGGGCGGGCCAUCGGGGCGCUCGGGGACUCACGCGCUCGCUCUCCCGCAGGCCUGCAUUCGGGCCUGCAAGCCCGACCUCUCGGCCGAGACGCCCGUGUUUCCCGGGAACGGCGAGGAACAGCUGCUGGCCGAGAACCCCCGGAAGUACGUCAUGGGCCACUUCCGCUGGGACCGCUUCGGCCGCGGGAACGACAGCGGCGGGGCCGGCGCGGGCCCCAAACGCACGGAGGAGGCGGCGGCUGCGGGCGACGGCGGCCUCGGGCCCCGCGGCGAUGGCGCCGGGCCGGGCCCGCGCGAGGGCAAGCGCUCCUACUCCAUGGAGCACUUCCGCUGGGGCAAGCCGGUGGGCAAGAAGCGGCGCCCGGUGAAGGUGUACCCCAACGGCGCCGAGGACGAGUCGCCCGAGGCCUUCCCCGUGGAGUUCAAGCGGGAGCGGCCGGAGCCGGCGCUCCGCCCCGAGGGCGCGGCCCAGGGCGAGGCGGCCCCCGCCGACCUGGAGGACGACCUGGGGGCGGAGGCCGAGGCCCCGUCGGCGCUGAAGAAGGACGAGGGGCCCUACCGGAUGGAGCACUUCCGCUGGGGCAGCCCGCCCAAGGACAAGCGCUACGGCGGCUUCAUGACCUCGGAGAAGAGCCAGACGCCCCUGGUGACGCUGUUCAAAAACGCCAUCAUCAAGAACGCCCACCGGAAGGGCCAGUGAGGGCGCCGCGGGGCCGGGCCUCUCCCCGGAAGGCGGCCCCUGAGCCCC